AUGGCGCAAAUGGAAGCGAUCAUGAAAAAACGCCAAGACGCCAUCUGUGCCGCGUACGAGGCGCAGUGGAACGCGGGCAAGGGUUCACACCACCCCGACUAUCGACCCGACGCCUACGGCGAAAACGUGGCCAAGGCGUCGCGCGAGACGGAGGAGCUCCUCAUGGCGAUUCACAAGAACGACGUCAAGCUCAUAUAUAACAAGAUCGAGGAAGGAGCGGACGUGAACUUUGUCUUCGGUCCGGCGUACGGGUGCGAGGAGGGAUACACCGCGCUCAUGAGCGCCUGCCACCGCGGACGUCUCGAAGCCGCAAAGGCGUUGCUGCGCUCGGGCGCCGAUCCCAACUUCGUCAACUACCACGGCGACGCCACAAUCUUCUGGGCCAUCGACGGCGGUCCAGAGCUCAUCAAACUCCUCCACGAUUACGGCGCCGAUCUCGACCUCCGGACGCCCAAGGACGCCACGCCUCUGUCCUACGCCCGGGCCAUGGGAAAGUACGGCUUGGUCGACGAAAAAGGCGUCUACCCCGAAGACGUCUUAAAGUUCUACGGCGCCUCCGUCUACGGCACCGAACCGCCGACGCAGGGCGUUCGAUCGCCCAGGGAAUCCUUCGACGUCUCCGCGCGCGAUUUCUCCCGCGAUCGCGGGUCGUACCAACGCGAACCCGAGCACCCGUAG
Ostreococcus tauri is the source of this 678-nucleotide messenger RNA. Its product is annotated as Ankyrin repeat. The record is from RefSeq and is a predicted model, not a curated record. Bases 1 to 678 code for a protein of 225 amino acids. Gene Ontology annotation, molecular function: protein binding. The transcript is spliced from 2 exons. NCBI's taxonomy places the organism in Eukaryota, Viridiplantae, Chlorophyta, Mamiellophyceae, Mamiellales, Bathycoccaceae.